UCUACCUAUGGAGUGUGGAACACCUCAGCAUGGCUGAAUGCAGUCUGUAAUGAACCAACUAGUGGACUGUGUAAUUAGCUGGUAAUUACCCAUCUAAACCAUUUCUUUUUUCAUAAAUCAAUUUCCUUUUUUGUUUUUCAAAGAAUAAAUUCAUUGAAAUUGAAUUUACCUUAUAAUCCGUGAAGUCUUCAUAUAUCUUUGGAGCUGAGUAAAAAUGAGUUUCCAAGCUGACUCACGAGAAAAUGAGUCGCAAACAAAUAAAACCACUCAACCGCAAACGAUGAGUGUCCCUUCCAUUGAUGCCGGAGGGAAAACGGACGUUUCUAUCGAAAAGCAACCUGCUACUGAACCUGAACAAUCCAACACGAACUCGCAGAGUGAAGGGAUUAAGGAAGUCCGUGUGCAGGGUUCCAAUGGAGCGAAUGAGUCAUUGGAAGUGCCAGACUCCAUGAAAGCUCCUGUAGCUGAUGGCAGCGCUAAAGAAGAGCUCCCAGCCACAAAGCAAGUGAGGGAUGAGAAAGCUAAAAGCAUAUAUGACAGAGAUUUAUUGCUAGAAAAAAAUGAUCGUCUCGUGAGCUUUUGCAAGAAGUAUAUUCCUUGGUUAAAACCGGAGCAGAUUGAUCUUGGGUUGAGAUGGAAAGAAAUUUUUAUUCAAUACUCAUCUGACUCACGCUUGGUUCUUUUGACUGGCUUUUUAUCAUUUUUAUUUGGUUAUUUUCGAUUUGGUUUUCUAAGUCUAUUCGUUGUUAUGGCUAUUUGCAUACAGUAUCAUAGGAUAAGUACUCGUCGUGUACGUAUGAGUUUUCGCGACGAUUACACCAGAUAUCUUUCUGUCCGAAGAUUGGAAAGCAACCCAGAAAGUGUAACAUGGUUGAAUGCUUUCUUGCAACAAUUCUGGUACAUCUUCGAACCUACUUUGAGCAGUACAGUCAUUGAAAUUGCCGAUCAAGUAUUGUCCGAAAACAUUCCUAGUUUUCUUGAUUCAAUGGUUUUAUCGACUUUCACUCUUGGUACAAAAUCUCCUCGUAUAGAGUAUGUUCGCUCUUACCCUAAGACUGAAGAAGAUGUAAUUAUGAUGGAUUGGAAGGUUUCAUUUACACCCGAGGAUUUAAGUGAUUUAACUGGUCGUGAAAUUGCUUCCCGUGUCAAUCCCAAAAUUGCUUUGGAUAUCAAAAUUGGUAAAAGUGUUGCUAGUGCAAAAAUGCCCGUACUCGUUGAAAAUAUCUCUUUUUCUGGACAUCUUCGUGUAAAAGUUAAACUCAUUGAUGAAUUUCCUCAUGCAAAAACCGUGGGAAUCACUUUCGUGGAAAAGCCUGCUUUUUCUUAUGUACUCAAGCCUAUUGGAGGUGAUAAACUCGGAUUUGAUAUCAAUAAUAUUCCGGGACUCACUACCUUCAUCAACGAUCAGGUUCACGAGAAUUUGGGACCUAUGAUGUAUAGUCCCAACGUAUUUGAAUUGGAUAUUCAAUCGAUGGUAGGUUCUUCUAAUCUUGAGGUUGCCAUUGGUGCUGUUGAGAUUCAUCUCAAGCGUUGUGAAUCACUGAAGGGUGAUGUUCUCGGUUCUGUUGACCCAUAUGUCGUAAUUAAGAAUUCCUUUGGAAAGAAAAUUGGCACCUCCAAGACUGUUCAAAACACUACUUCUCCAACGUUCAAUGAAACUUUUUAUGCUAUCAUCAACUCUUUUUCGGAAAACCUCAUUCUUGACGUUUACGACUUUAACGAUCUUCGCAAGGAUAAAUUAAUUGGUACUGCUGUUGUUGCUCUUUCAGCUUUGGAAGCUAUGCCUGCUUCUAACGAUGUCAAGACUCCUGUCACUUUGAGUAAUAAAGAACGAGGAACAUUAGUUUUUGAUACCAAAUUUUAUCCCACAAUUAACGUCGAAGAAGAAGAUUCUGUAAAGAUUGAAGGACCGGGAAUUGUACAGUUCACUGCUCACCAAUGUAAGGAAUUAAGCAAGGACCCUUCAAAGCGUCACACUGCAUAUGCCAAUUUAGCCAUUAAUGAUAAAGUUAUGCAUACGACUCGUAAAAUCAAAAAAAAUAACAACCCUUCAUGGGAAGAGUUCUGUGGUACUGUUGUUCCUAAGGGUGAAAAGGGUAUGCUUGGUAUUCAGGUAUUCACAGAUGAUCACAGUCAUCCCUUUGGUACUCUUAAUAUGAGUCUUCAAGAAUUGGUAACCGCUACCCAGAAGGGCCUGAACUGGUUCCAGUUCCCAACUGCCGCUGGUGGACGAGUUCGCUUAUCAGCUACAUGGAAGCCUAUCGAAAUGUCUGUCGGUGACCCUGGCUCUCUUGCUGUUGCUGUUCCCAUUGGAGUUAUGCGCGUUCAUAUUAAUUCAUGUAACAGCUUGCAUUCAAAACUCCCCGGUAAAAAGUGUGAUGCUUAUGUCCGUGCUCUUUCAUACAGCAUGGAGCAAGGUAGAACAGUGGUCAUAAAGGAUAGUUUGAAUCCCUCCUGGGAUGAAUAUGUUUAUGUUCCUGUUAUGACCAAACACGAUACUUGCCAGCUUCAAGUUAUGCAGUUUGAGUCACACGGUGAUGAUACUGUUAUUGGUUCACUCUCUAUUCCCGUGUCCAAAUUUGUUCAACAAAGUGAAAAUGGUACAUUCCUUGAAUACCAUGAACCUAGUGAGCUUACCAACAACUUGAUUUCGUCACGCGGUGUACAAGGUAAAUCUACCAUCAAAUAUCGAUAUGACUUCUAUCCUUUGGCUUCUGUUCCUGGAUUAGCGAAUAAAGGACCUUCAUCAGUCAAUGCGUCACCCGCGGUCGAUGCUGUUGGUGCGCCUGAAACUGGAAAGGAUUCUCUUGCAAAGAAACAGCCUUCUUUGCCUUCGCAACUAUUGUCUCCGCUUGAAGUUACCACUGAGUGUCUGAAAUAUGAGUCUGGCUUCAUGUCUUGGGAUGUAAUAUCAGGACAGCUAUCAGGUAAAUACAAACUGGCAAUAUUCCUUGAUGAUCUUCCCCACCACAUUUAUAUGUCACCUGUUCUUAAAGGUCCUAAUGGCAGUACUAUCCAUGAAUUUGGUCGUACGUUUAUCAGACAGCUUCAAUUUUCACAAUGCUCUUUCAAACUUUUAGAUGGUACAAAGAUUGUUGGCUCUUAUGUUUGCCCUACUAAAAAGUUGAUACAGGAAGGAAGUUCUAAGCCUUUCAAAUUAACUUUUGACAAAGGUGGUUCCUUCUCAAUUGCUUUCCGGUUUACACCGGUGGUUUUGGAAUUAGACGAGAAGGAGAAGUAUGAAAACAUGGGUAAAAUGACGGUAGACGUACUUAAUGCUACCAACCUUGCUAGCGCUGAUUCCAAUGGAAAGUCCGAUCCUUUCGUUAUAUUUGAGCUCCAAGAUGAAGAAGUGUUUACUACGAAGACUGUUAAGAAAAAUCUUAAUCCUGUAUUUAAUGAAGGAUUUGAGGUUGAACUUCCAUGCAAGCAAACGAGUAAGUUUAUUGCCAGAGUUUUUGACCGUGACUUUGGAAACCAAAACGAUCCUUUAGGAAACUGUGUUAUUGAUCUGAUUAAGCUUCAGCAACAUGAGUACACUAACUUUGAGUUGCCUCUGGACAGUAAUCAAGGAACCUUGAAUUUGAGAAUUCACCUUGAACCUCGAUGGGUUUUGCGUUCAAAGCGUGCAGGAAAUUCUUCUUUUGCUGAGGAUAUCUUGGGACAAACAGCACAAUUAAUGGCUAUGCCAUUAGAAGGGAUAUCUUCUCUUGGGGAAGCUGCUUUUGGUGGAAUUAAUGCUGCUGUUGAUGGAGUUACAUCUGUCGCUAAUUUCACCAAUAAAAUGCGCAAAGGUUUCUCUCGUGGUCUUAAGAAAGACAAAUAAUUUCUCUUUUAAUUUGCAAUCUACUGAGAUAUGGUGGCUUCGCUGACAUCUAACUUUUUAGUUUAAUUUUUUUUUUUUGAAUCGCUACAGCAGAAAGCAACUAUACAUAUCUAGACUAAGCUCAAUUUAAUCAUUAUCAGCAAUAAUUUAAAAGUAAAACUUAAGUAAAG
Molecule: messenger RNA, 3996 nt
Organism: Schizosaccharomyces octosporus yFS286
Lineage: Eukaryota; Fungi; Ascomycota; Schizosaccharomycetes; Schizosaccharomycetales; Schizosaccharomycetaceae
Product: synaptotagmin family C2 domain-containing protein
Exons: 1
Coding region: 215-3826 (1203 amino acids)
Molecular function (GO): lipid binding
Source: RefSeq, a predicted model, not a curated record